AUGAAGAGUUGGGAAAGCAUACGAUCGAUAUUCAUGCACGCGGAUGGUGUUGAUUGGAUCUUGAUGGGAUUCGGGUUAAUCGGAUCCGUAUGUGAUGGCUGCAUCGCUCCUAUUGUAUUUUUCAUCACCAGCUUGCUACUGAACGACAUCGGUGGUUCCUCAUUCGGUGAUGAAAGAUUCAUGCAAGCCAUCUUGAAGAAUGCUAGAGCUUUGCUUUAUGUCGCUUGUGCAGCUUGGGUGAUAUGUUUCACUGAAGCAUUUUGCUGGACAAGAACAGGGGAGAGACAAUCAUCAAAAAUGAGACAGAGGUACUUAGGAGCAGUGUUAAGACAAGAUGUGGGUUACUUUGAUCUCAAUGUCUCAAGCACUUCUGAUGUUAUCACAAGUGUCUCUAGUGACAGCCUCGUGAUCCAAGACGUCCUCAGUGAAAAGCUACCGGAUUUUUUGAAGAAUACAUCGGUGUUUUUCGUAAGCUACAUCGUGAGUUUCAUCAUGCUAUGGAGACUCACAAUCCUAGGCUUACCAUCUAUCGUCCUCCUCUUGAUCCCUGGACUAAUGUACGGACGAGUCCUCAUCAACAUCUCGAGGAAAAUACGUGAAGAGUACAAUGAAGCUGGUUCUAUUGCCGAGCAAGCCAUCUCACUGGUGAGAACUGUUUAUGCAUUUGGUAGUGAGAGGAAAAUGUUAUCAAAAUUCUCAGCUUCGCUUCAAGGCUCGGUGAAGCUAGGGCUGAGACAAGGACUAGUUAAAGGAAUGGCCCUUGGGAGCAAUGGCAUCUCUUAUGCCAAUUGGGGGUUUAUGACUUGGUUCGGAAGUCGAAUGGUUAUGAACCACGGUGCCAAAGGCGGUACCAUCUUUGCAGUCAUUGUAUGCAUCAACAUGGGUGGCAAAACAUUUGGUCGAGGUUUGUCGAAUCUUAAAUAUUUCUCAGAGGCGGCUGUAGCAGGGGAAAGGAUUAUCAAAAUGAUUAAAAGAGUUCCCAAUAUCGAUUCAUAUAACACAGAAGGUCAAAUUCUAGAGAAGAUUACAGGAGAAGUCCAAUUUAAGCACGUGAAAUUCAUGUACCCGUCUAGACCAGAAACCCUAAUCUUUGAGGAUCUAUGUUUGAGAAUUCCCUCUGGAAAAACUGUGGCUCUAGUAGGCGGAAGCGGAUCUGGAAAAUCAACUGUGAUCUCGCUUUUGCAAAGAUUCUAUGAUACGGUUGCUGGAGAGAUUCUGAUAGAUGGUGUAUCCAUACGUGAGCUGCAAGUUAAGUGGUUGAGGUCGCAAAUGGGUCUAGUUAGCCAAGAGCCAGCGCUCUUCGCCACAUCGAUAGAAGAAAACAUAUUAUUUGGUAAAGAGGAUGCAUCCAUUGACGAAGUUGUUGAAGCCGCAACGGCCUCAAAUGCUCAUGAUUUCAUUUCUCAGUUCCCACAUGGUUACAAAACUCAGGUUGGAGUGAGAGGAGUGCAAAUGUCAGGGGGUCAAAAGCAAAGGAUCGCCAUUGCACGUGCCAUAAUCAAAUCACCGGCAAUUCUUCUUCUAGAUGAGGCAACAAGCGCGUUGGACUCAGAAUCCGAAAGGGUAGUCCAAGAAGCUUUAGACAAUGCCUCUCUUGGCCGUACAACUAUUGUUAUUGCCCAUCGCCUCUCUACCAUUCGUAAUGCUGAUGUUAUUUAUGUAGUUGAUAAUGGCCGUGUUGUAGAAACUGGAUCACAUGAAGAGCUCAUGAAGAACUUUGAUGGUCAAUAUACUUCUCUAGUCCGCUUACAGCAGAUGAAUCAGAAUGAAGAAUCAGAUUCAGAUGGUAACAUAAACGUAAGUGUGCAAGGGAGUCAAUUCUCGAUUUUGAGCAAAGAUUUGAAGUAUGGUCCAAAGCUCCCUAUUCCAAGCCAGGCUAUCUUGUUAAAGACUUCAAGCAUUGACGCGGAUCUUUCUUCUUCGAUAGUUAAGGAUAAGAAGAAGAAGCCACCUGUGCCAUCGUUUAAGAGAAUGAUGGCGAUGAACAGACCAGAGUGGAAACAAGCAUUGUGUGGUUGCAUAAGUGCAGCCUUAUAUGGGGCUGUACAGCCAACUUCUUCAUUUGUUUCGGGAUCAAUGGUUUCAGUUUACUUCCUUACGAAUCACGACGAGAUGAAGGAGAAAACGAGGAUGUACGUGUUGCUUUUUCUUGGUCUAGCUAUAUUCACUUUCUUGAUCAAUAUUAGUCAGCAUUAUAGCUUUGCUUACACGGGGGAAUAUCUAACGAAACGUGUCCGAGAGAAGAUGCUCUCAAAGAUUUUGACCUUUGAAGUCAAUUGGUUCGAUGAGGACGAGAACUCGAGUGGUGCCAUUUGCUCUAGACUAGCAAAAGAAGCUAAUGUGGUGAGAUCGCUGGUUGGUGAUCGGGCUUCAUUGUUGGUACAUACUAUAUCGGCAGUGACAGUAGCGUGCACACUUGGUUUAGCCAUCGCUUGGAGAUUAGCCAUAGUGAUGAUUGCGGCGCAGCCAGUGGUCAUUGUGUGCUUCUACACCCAACGUGUUCUGCUCAAGAAAAUGUCGAAAAAGGCUAUUAAAUCCCAAGACGAGAGCAGCAAACUAGCCGCGGAAGCUGUCUCCAACAUCCGAACCAUCACAGCUUUUUCGUCACAAGAACGGAUCUUGAAACUACUCGAAACGGUUCAAGAAGGUCCACGGAGAGAAAGCAUCCGCCAGUCGUGGUUAGCUGGGAUUGUGCUCGCAACUACACGAAGCCUCAUAAGUUGCACAGCCGUUUUGAAUUACUGGUACGGUGGUAAACUCAUCAGUGAAGGAAAAAUCACGUCAAAAGCAUUCUUUGAGAUGUUUAGCGUCUUUGUAACUGAGCGGGUUGGGUUAUUGCCGACGCUGGAGCCAUGA
Messenger RNA from Microthlaspi erraticum, 2856 nucleotides. Lineage: Eukaryota; Viridiplantae; Streptophyta; Magnoliopsida; Brassicales; Brassicaceae. The record is from the annotation of a GenBank genome assembly.